Molecule: messenger RNA, 810 nt
Organism: Saccharomyces mikatae IFO 1815
Lineage: Eukaryota; Fungi; Ascomycota; Saccharomycetes; Saccharomycetales; Saccharomycetaceae
Gene: SRY1
Product: threo-3-hydroxy-L-aspartate ammonia-lyase SRY1
Exons: 1
Coding region: 1-810 (269 amino acids)
Biological process (GO): L-serine metabolic process; D-serine biosynthetic process; pyruvate biosynthetic process
Molecular function (GO): ATP binding; D-serine ammonia-lyase activity; threonine racemase activity
Source: RefSeq, a predicted model, not a curated record
AUGAAUGCCGUUCUAAAAUUAAGCGAUGAAGAAAGAAAUAAGGGCGUGAUCGCUUUCUUAUCAGGAAACCAUGCACAGGCCUUUGCUUUAAGUGCAAAAUUGUUAAAUGUACCUGCAACAAUUGUUAUGCCCGAGGAUGCAUCCACACUUAAAGUUGCUGCUACAACUGGUUACGGAGCUCAUAUUACAAAGUAUAACAGAUAUACUGAAGAUCGAGACAAGAUUGGGCGUCAAUUAGCAGCCAAACAUGGUUUUGCUCUAAUCCCUCCCUAUGAUCAUCCUGAUGUUAUAGCAGGACAAAGCGCAUCAGCAAAGAAAUUGUUAGAGGAAGUUGGACAACUUGAUGCGUUAUUCGUUCUAUUAGGCGGUGGGGGCCUCCUUUCUGGAUCUACACUUGCCUCUAGAAGCCUCUCUCCAGACUGCAAAAUAUUCGGAGUGGAACCUGAAGCUGGUAAUGACGGACAACAAUCCUUCAGAUCCGGCUCCGUUGUUCACAUCGAUACCCCAAAUACUAUCGCAGGUGAGGCACAAACACAACAUUUAGGAGAAUACACAUUUGCUAUUAUUCGUGAAAAUGUCGAUGAUAUUUUGACUGUAACCGAUGGAAAGCUAAUAGAAUGCAUGCAUUUCCUCGCGGAACGCAUGAAGUUAGUUGUUGGACCAACAGCUUGUUUAGGACAUGCAGGUGCCGUCUUGAAGAAGAAAGAGCUCGUUGGGGAGAAAAUAGGAAUAAGACUAAGCAGAGGUAAUGUAGACAUGAAGAAAUAUGCUGCCUUAAUCGCCGAGAAGGAAGGUGGCUCAAUUAUUUAG